Messenger RNA from Musa acuminata AAA Group (dessert banana), 874 nucleotides. Its product is annotated as protein RADIALIS-like 3. Lineage: Eukaryota; Viridiplantae; Streptophyta; Magnoliopsida; Zingiberales; Musaceae. The transcript is spliced from 2 exons. The coding region runs from base 394 to 627 and encodes 77 amino acids. The record is from RefSeq and is a predicted model, not a curated record. Gene Ontology annotation, molecular function: DNA-binding transcription factor activity.
UUUCUUCUUUGUCAGUAGCACCUCCAUGAUCUUAAUUCUUGUUACAGGUCGUACGCAACCUGUUUAGCAUCACUUUCCUGAUCUAACAAUACUGCAAAUGCAGAUGUUGCCCCUUCAUAAAGCAUAAGAGAGAAACCUUACCAGCGCCACACAAACUUUGUUCUUAUAUGCACUGAUUAAAGAAGCGUGAAUCCAUGUAUGUGAAGGAAGAAGGAUGAGGUAUACGUUCGUGAAUUCUCCCACUUCCACCAUUACUCUGGCCAUUCUGGUCCUCUUCGAUGGCUGGCUCCACCCGUAUCGUAACCCCACAAGGAGGCUUAUAAGAAUAGGCCCUUUCCCAUAUCGAUCUUCUGCCACCGGAGAAACCUUCCACGCUCCGCGAUCCUCCCUGAGAUGGCGUCCGGCUCGAUGAGUUCCUCGUGGACCGCAAAGGAGAACAAGACGUUCGAGAAGGCGCUCGCGGUUUACGACAAGGACACGCCCGAUCGCUGGCACAAGAUCGCCCGCGCCGUUGGAGGGAAGACGGCCGAAGAGGUGAAGCGCCAUUACGAACUGCUCGUGGAGGACGUACGGCGCAUCGAGGCAGGCCAAAUGCCUUAUUACAGGCCCUCCAACAACAGAGGUUGAAACAUUUGAAACUCAACUGGGGGCACAGACUAGAAGGCAGCAGCUAUAUAUAGGUGAAGUGUGUUGGGUUAAUCUCAUAUGGCACUAUGUGAAGAUUAUGUGUCUUUGAUCUCAACAGUAGUCUCUCUCGUGUAUAACCUUCAUUCCCCUUUUUAUCAUGUGUUGUAGAUGAAGACUACCAUUACAGACAUAUCUGGCUAGCCUUCUGUAAUUGGUAAGCUUGUUUGCUAUAUAUAUCAGAUGAAAU